UAAAGUAGCUAACCAUUGAUGACCAAGACUCAGCCAACAUAUAUGGACCGUCAACAAUCUCCCAACGCGCCACCCUCUUCGCCGCCGAUGCCGCCGGUGCACCAGGACGACGCCGACGAAAAUGAUGAGACUGUGAAGCAGCUCAACCAAUGCUCUUCUCUCUACUUAUCUUUACAGGAUUGUCUGAUUAAUACUGAUAGGAAUUGGAAGUCUUGUCAAAAGGAAGUUCAGGCUCUAAAGGCAUGUAAUGAAAGAAGACAGAAGGACAAGAGGAGUUGAGAAAGCAUUUUGAUCAGUUUUCUGAAGUUGGAGACUUACUGUUCUUUUUCUGCUGAUUUUUUCCCCAAUGGGGGCUAACAAAAAUCCACAGUGAUGACUAAUUCUUGUUUACUAUUGAUAAACAUUGAGAUGAGUAUGACUUUAAAGUAUAAGACAUGUACAUUCUCUUUUUGUGUUGGAUGUUCAUUAUACUGUUAGUUUCGGUUUCUGGAGACUGGAAUAGUUGAAAAUGUGUCUAUUAUAUGAUGGAAUUAAUAAACAUUGAGAUGAGUAUGACUUUAAACUGUAAAGGUAUGUUUAUUAUCUUUUUGUAUUA
Nicotiana attenuata is the source of this 595-nucleotide messenger RNA. RefSeq lists its product as uncharacterized. Bases 19 to 279 code for a protein of 86 amino acids. The transcript has 3 exons. The record is from RefSeq and is a predicted model, not a curated record. NCBI's taxonomy places the organism in Eukaryota, Viridiplantae, Streptophyta, Magnoliopsida, Solanales, Solanaceae.